Acaulospora morrowiae is the source of this 680-nucleotide messenger RNA. Lineage: Eukaryota; Fungi; Glomeromycota; Glomeromycetes; Diversisporales; Acaulosporaceae. The record is from the annotation of a GenBank genome assembly.
AAGAAAUAAUUACCGAGCAAUGGAAAAAAAAUCUUUCAGAGGAAGAAGAAGAAUUCGCGCCCGUAGUUGAAUUUUCAGAGGUAGAAAAAGAAACGAAAUGGAAACCGAUUGUCGUGGAGGAAGAUGAGGCACCGCAGAUCGUACAAACGAGCAUAUCCGAGGAGACUUCUGAAAAAACACGAAAAAAACGACGUCGAUCACCAUCCCCGAACGCAAAGAUGUCGUCUGGACUGGGUGUCGGUUUGCAGACUGCCGACAAAGUAAAGAAAGAUUUGGAUAGAAUUAAAAGGGAUGCACGCGAAGAAUUGAAAAAUAUGGACCCAACAUUAUCAGGCCGCGAUGCGCCUACCGUGUAUCGUGAUAAAUAUGGGAAGAAAAUUGAUGAAGAGCAAUUACGAAAUCGACCGUUGGCCAUAUACAAGGACGACGAAGAGUUGAAUAAAGAACAAAAAGAUAAAGAACGAUGGAACGACCCUGCGUCAACAAGAAGAAAAAAGAAUCAGAUCGACCAAGGUACCAAGGUGUACCUCCACCCCCCAAACCGAUUUAAUAUUCCACCAGGUUAUAGAUGGGAUGGUGUUGAUCGAUCAAAUGGCUUUGAGAAACAAUUCUUUGAAAGAAUGAAUUCUAGAGCCACAAUGGCUAGCGAAGCAUACAGUUGGUCUGUGGAAGAUAUGUAG